Molecule: messenger RNA, 484 nt
Organism: Conger conger (European conger)
Lineage: Eukaryota; Metazoa; Chordata; Actinopteri; Anguilliformes; Congridae
Product: cystatin-POGU1-like
Exons: 3
Coding region: 38-403 (121 amino acids)
Molecular function (GO): cysteine-type endopeptidase inhibitor activity
Source: RefSeq, a predicted model, not a curated record
AUGCGCACGGGCUCGCCGCCACCCCACCCGCUCCAUCAUGGCUGCUGCAGCUGCCCCUCAGCCAGAGCAGGCUGACCACACCGACCCAGAGGUGCUGGCCUGCGCCGCCUUCGCCCUGGAGCACCUGUCCCGACAGAACCCUCUCCACCCACGCUACUCCAUCACCCGCUUCCUCUCCGUCCAGAGAGCCAAUAUCGGUGGGGGCCAGUAUGACAUGGAGGUGGAGGUGAUGAGUCAGCCCCAGACAGAAGAACAGGCCGACGGGGACUCCACCCGAACCCCACCCUCUGAGCAACAGGUGUUGCGGUGCCACUUCGUGGUUCUGAGUGUUCCCUGGAAGGAUCAGCGGGUCCUACUCCACAGCUCCUGUUCCCCUGUGAGCAGCACCGCUCAGGAGUUCUGAUUUGCUUUGUGUGAACUGAAUCCAGCUUUCCUCAGAUCUGAAACAGGAGGGCCACGCCAAUGUAACUGAUCAUGGUUUCAU